Messenger RNA from Epithele typhae, 1464 nucleotides. Its product is annotated as Protoporphyrinogen oxidase. Gene Ontology annotation, cellular component: mitochondrial inner membrane. Gene Ontology annotation, biological process: heme biosynthetic process. NCBI's taxonomy places the organism in Eukaryota, Fungi, Basidiomycota, Agaricomycetes, Polyporales, Epitheliaceae. Gene Ontology annotation, molecular function: protoporphyrinogen oxidase activity, oxygen as acceptor. The record is from RefSeq and is a predicted model, not a curated record. The transcript is spliced from 6 exons. The coding region runs from base 1 to 1464 and encodes 487 amino acids.
AUGCUGUCUUUCACCGUCGCCGGAGGCGGUAUUUCCGGGCUCUCGACGGCAUUCCACCUUGCUCACCGGUUUCCACCUACAUCCGGCGCACGUAUCACCCUCAUCGAGAAGGCUUCAAGGCUCGGCGGAUGGGUACAGGCAGAGCGGGUCAAGGUGAAGCACGCAGGCCAUGAAACAGAGAUAUUGUUAGAAAGUGGCCCAAGGACGCUGCGUCCGAACUCGAAAGCGAUCUUGGAGCUCGUCAACCUCCUCGAUCUCACUUCUUCCCUCCUCACCGUUCCCCAAACCGCUCCGGCCGCACUGAAUCGCUUCCUACACAUCCCUGGGACGGGUGGCCUUACUACCAUCCCCACCUCUCUUUCGCUUCUCGUUCGUUCGCCCCUCGCCAAGCUCCUGGUCUCCUCCGUGGUGCGGAAUGCAGCGUUUUCAUUUAAACUUGUCUUUUUCACAGAUGUCCCCGCCGAUGAAUCCGUCGACGCGUUCAUGACGCGUCAUUUCGGUGAAGACUUCGCGCGGACACUAGGCAGCGCGCUAGUGCAUGGCAUAUAUGCGGCCGACUCGCGGCUGCUCAGCGUUCGUGCUGCAUUCCCAACGCUGCGGGAUGCAGAAGAACGUGGACGAGGUAGCCUUGUGCGUGGGAUGUUCGUCGCACCGAAAAAGGUCGCAAGCGCAGGGCAAGACUCGUAUGAAAUCGGUGGGGUCGAGGAGAUGAUGAAGGGCGUGAGCGUAUACUCGUUCAAGAACGGAAUAGAACUCCUCACAACAGCGAUGGAGGCAUGGUUGAGGGCUAGGGAGAAUGUCGAGCUGGUUGUUGGGGAGGAUGUCUCAGCGUUGAGAAGAGAUGAUCAAGGACGCCAGUUUGAGGUAACGACUUCAUCCGAAAGACGGAUCACCUCGUCACACUUGCUCAGUGCACUACCACUCCCUGUCCUUCAUCGCAUACUCUCAAGACCCUCCCCCACAUCGGUUCCGAGCUCCCUUCCAGAGCUGCCCCAUCUCCUUGCAAAUCCUACCUCGUCUGUCACGGUUGUCAAUCUCGUCUUUCCCCCGUCAUCCAACCCCAUCCACCCCGCCGGCUUCGGGUACCUCGUACCCCGGUCCGCGACCGACUACCCGCGACCUCCCUUGGAGUACUCGGCACGGUACUCGGAUCCAGGCUUCACGAAAGUGACGAUGAUGCUCGGAGGCCCAUAUCCCAACGCUCCCACUCCUUCCCCCAAUGCUCCGUCUUUUAUCCCAACUCUUCUGUCAACAUUGCAGCGACAACUCGGUCGAGCAGAACCUCUACCCGACCCGUGCGUCAUACGUAUCCGGCAACACUCGGACUGCAUCCCGACUCCUGGCGUAGGCCACAUGCAACGCGUAGCCAAGCUACAUGCGGCGGUCAGAGAGCGGUGGGGGCCGAACGCGGUACUUGUAGGGGCGGGUGGUGGGCGGCGGGCGGCGCUGACUUUGCAAGUCUGA